AUGACAAGCUUGUUUCGUAAAUCAUUCUUUUCAUUGACUGAGGCAAGAUAUAGUGCUGGAGAUUUAUCAUUUGCAGUUGCUGAAAGUGUUAAAUCUGCAGCUGUAAGAGUCACAAGUCAUUGGAAAAUGUGUCAGGUGUCAAAUUCGCUGUAUUUACUCAAGUUGAUAAUCAUGAAUAGUAUUGUUAAUCUUAAAGUUUCUGGAAAUUUGUUUGACUCUUUAGACCAACUCAAAUUAAUACGUGAAAUGAAACAAUUAACAUCACUUGAUAUUUAUUACAAUCAAAUUAGUGAUGAGGGAGCUAAAUACAUAAGUGAAAUGAAACAAUUAACAUCACUUAAUAUUAGUGUAAAUCGAAUUAGUGAUGAAGGUGCCAAAUUCAUAAGUGAAAUGAAACAAUUGAUAUCACUUGAUAUAUAUAACAAUGAAAUUGGUGAUGAAGGAGCCAAAUUCAUAAGUGAAAUGAAACAAUUAACAUCACUUAAUAUUUCUGACAAUGAAAUUAGUGAUAAAGGAUCCAAAUACAUAAGUGAAAUGAAACAAUUAUUGUUGUUUUAG
Naegleria gruberi is the source of this 558-nucleotide messenger RNA. RefSeq lists its product as uncharacterized. Gene Ontology annotation, molecular function: protein binding. The record is from RefSeq and is a predicted model, not a curated record. Bases 1 to 558 code for a protein of 185 amino acids. NCBI's taxonomy places the organism in Eukaryota, Heterolobosea, Eutetramitea, Acrasida, Naegleriidae. The transcript has a single exon.